Molecule: messenger RNA, 2349 nt
Organism: Funneliformis geosporum
Lineage: Eukaryota; Fungi; Glomeromycota; Glomeromycetes; Glomerales; Glomeraceae
Source: the annotation of a GenBank genome assembly
AUGGUACAAAAAUCAUGUUUUUGUUGGAAUCCAAAGAAAAAGGGAAAAGGCAGAGAAUAUAUAUUACAACCCCCGAGCAACGGGAUUUCUUUACAAGUAACUGAUGAAAAUCUCGUAAAAGAUGAUGAUUCAAAUUCAACACAUGUUCUUCAGUCAUCGAUCCCUAUAAAAAUAACCACUCCUAAUAAUGAGGUUACCACGCCAAGUUUGGAUCCAAAAGAUUCUAAUUCGAAAAUAAAAAAAAUCAAUGUAAACUCCCUGCACCCUUUCGAGAGCAAUAAGAAAGAAUUGACAAUGCAAGCGACUAAAAAAGUAUUUACAAUGACAUUGGAAGCUGCAGAACCAUUCUUUCCUUGGAUAAAGGCUGUAAACAUGAUAAUUAAUGAAAUUGUAAAUCUAUAUGAAAACGUUGAAUAUAAUAAGAAAACUUGUUUGGUACUAGUGGAAAGGGUUGAAUUAAUUGGUUUAUCAGUUAAAACUUUAACUCGUCGAAUGGAAGAGAAUUGUGAAAAAUUUCGGGAAGAAACUUAUUUUCAUUCAUUUAUUAAAUUACAUAAAAUAUUAAAUGUCGUAAAGAGUUUCAUAGAAGAUGCAUCUCAAUUAAAAGGUUAUAAAAAAUUUCUGCACGCUUCAGAUGUUAAAGAUAGAGCAAAUUCUUUAUUAACUCGAUUAGAAAGUAGUUGUAACGAUUUGCAAUUUUCUAUAAUUAUAUCACAAGAAACAAAAAUUAGAGAACAACAAUCUUUAAGUGAAGACGUUACUAAAAUGAUAAAGUUUUUAAAAUCGUUAGAAACCGAAGGAGAAAAAACCAUUACCGCCGUAAAUCGAGUAUAUGAAGAAGUUUUAGCAAUUUAUAAAAGAAUGUCUGAUAGUGCAAAUGAAGAAAAGAAAUUGCCACCAUCAAACCCGCAAAUAAUAUUUAAUGCCCCAACGAUAAAUCCAAAAGAUUUAGAUGCAGAAGGCAUAGAAACUUCGCAUGAAAACAUUAUACGCAGAAGAUUACGUAAAGCGAUCCCGGUCGCUUGCAAGAUUUUAAAUGUUGCUGAUAACAAUUUAUCGGAGACAAAAAGGAUACAAGCUCAAUUAGCGAUAUUAAAUUGUUUACAAUCUUCUAAUAAAAUCAUCAAAUUUCACGGUAAAUCCGUUAUUGAUGAUUAUACAGUUCUCGUGUUUGAUUGGGCUGAGCAUGGAAAUUUAAAAAAUUUAUAUGAACAAGGACCAUUAAAUUGGGUUGAUAAAUUAAACAUCGCUCAUGAUAUUUCCAAUGGUCUCGUAUUUCUACAAGCAUGCAUGAUUUUUCAUCAUGAUCUGAGAUGCGAAAAUAUUCUUAUUACGGGAGAUGCUCGCUAUGAAGCGAAGAUUGCCAACUUCCAUCUAAGUAGAGAACAUCAUGAUCUGACUAUUCAAAUAAAAACUUACAGCACCAUAAUAAGAUGGUUGGCUCCUGAAAAAAUGCCCAAAGAUAACCAACCUAGUAAAGAGAAAUACAAUUUCAAAUGUGAAAUCUUUAGCUUUGGUAUGUUACUUUGGGAACUUGGCGCCCAAAUGUUGCCGUACAAGUCAAUGGAAAUGAAGGAUAUCAUAGCUCAUGUGAUGAACAAAAGACGAGAAACUUUUGAAGCCUUCGAUCAUGAUCAUCGCAAUGAUAAAUCGCCUAUUUUCAGAGGGUUUAUGAGAAUAAUCAAGGGUGCUUGGGCACAUGAGCGAGAACAACGACUUACCAUAAAUGAUAUAUAUCAAGAACUCGAUGAUUUGGUUGGAAUUCAUUCAUGUCGAAUACUCCCAAAGAGGUCUUCCAGUGAUAUGUCACAUUCUGACCAAAACAAUUCCAAAUCGAAAGCUUCUUCAGUUUGCGAAUUCGAAGAUGAGAUGUUUGCGCUUGAACCAAUAUUGUCACUUGAUGAAGCUAUAAAUACUCACAAACGUGGAGACAAAGAAAAGGCGUGGAAAUGCUUUGAGAUUCACGCAACAAUUGGUGAUCCAAUAGCGAUUUAUUGGAAGGCGUAUUAUUAUUCACAAGGUUAUGUCGUGGAAAAGAAUAUCGGUGAAGCCUUUAAACUUUAUAAAAAAGCAGCUGAUUCCAACGUACCUGAAGCUCAAUUUCAUUAUGCGAAUGCUCUAUUAAGUAUGAAAAAACCAGAGUUUUUAAAUUAUCUCAUUAAAGCUGCUGACAAUGGUUAUUCUAUGGCUCAAUAUACCUUGGGUAAUCUUUAUUUAAAUGGUCGUGAGGGUAUUGAGAUAAAUAGAGAGAAAGGUUUGCGAUAUUUGGAAUCAGCUGCUUUACAAAAUAAUUCGGAUGCAAUUAAAGAUCUAAAAAAAUUAAAUCCUGGUCUACUAGUAACCGAUUAA